AUGGGGCGCAGGCUUGGAAUUGGUGGGCUCGCGACCCUGAAGCAGGAGAGCAUCACCCCGAAGACCAAGCAGGACUACGUGCGGAGGUUGGUUCGAUUCGACGAUUUCUGCAAGACCCACGGGCUCGCGACGGCGACCGACGACAGCUCGGAGGAGGCGCUCGUCGAGUACAUGGACCUGCUGUUCUCGCGGGGGAAGCCGUCGAACCUGCUCUGGCCCUUGCUGCGUUCGGUUUCGGGCCCUGCUUGGUCCCCCUCGUCGCUGUGCGACCGCCGGGAUUCAAACCCACGUCCACAACAAACAUAA
Molecule: messenger RNA, 306 nt
Organism: Prorocentrum cordatum
Lineage: Eukaryota; Dinophyceae; Prorocentrales; Prorocentraceae
Source: the annotation of a GenBank genome assembly